UAUACAAGACAAGAAAUAGGACAACAACAAAACAUGUACACACAUCUCUGGGCUCUACAAAAUAAGGGGAGAGCACAGUACCACAAAUAACACUUACAUAAUCAACAUAUUCAUGGCUAGCAACAUUCCACAGAGCUUAGAUUGAUCAUAGUCCAAGUCAUGGACAUCAUAUCAUCAUCAUCAUCAUCAUAUCAAUUAAUCGUGACAGUCAGCUGCAAUGCUCACUAAAACCCUUCACUGCCGCAGGUACAAAAGACUUCCUGAAUCUUCCAGAAGGGCAGUUCACCAAAAGCACUGUACUGUGUACUGUACUGUAUAUGUGGCUAUAUAAUUAAUUGACUCAUCUUCCAUCAUCACAGUUACAAGAAUAUGCCAAAGAAAUGUCCUAAUCCAUCUUAAAUUUGGGUUCUAGAAAAUGUUUUCAUUGAGAAUACAAAAUCAACAUGUUCAUACUUUUUUUGUUCAGGUUAGCCACAUAUCAAUUUCCAGUACUUUGGAACACGUUGCAACAUCCCCGGGUUUGUACAUUUCUAUACAAGCGUCCCUUUUGUUUCGUAAGAUUCAUUUUUUUUAUGUCACAUGACUGAAUCGUGUCCUGACGUCACCACCCCUCGCGGAAGUCGGCGCUAGAGAUGGUGGCGGCCUCGUCAGCCCAGCAACAGGAAGAGAAUGUUUGCUUCCAGAGAAAGGAUAAUAACACCUGUUUGUAAGCGUUUAUAACUGACCACACCAGCGGAAAGUUUUUUUCUGUUGAGUCUGCGGGGAUUUAGAGAGAGCAUACCUUCACCUGGAGCCGGCUUCUGUGAGUCUGAAGCAGGGCGCUGGAGAAAAUGUCCCUGUUCCAGUCGGCACUGGAUUUCCUAGCCGGGCCCGGCUCGUCCGGGGCGGCCAGCCGGGACCAGAAUGAUUUCGUCGGACAGGUCGUUGAGCUCGGUGACAUGAAACUGAGGAUCAAAAGGGUCAUCGCGGAAGGUGGAUUUGCCUUUGUGUAUGAAGCCCAGGACAUGAGCAGUGGUAAAGACUAUGCCCUCAAGAGGCUGCUGUCACAUGAGGAAGAGAAGAGCAAGGAAAUCAUACAGGAAGUCUGCUUCAUGAAAAAGCUGUCAGGUCAUCCCAACGUGGUUCAGUUCUGCUCUGCAGCCUCCAUCAGUAAGGAGGAGUCCGACACCGGACAGGCCGAGUUCCUGAUCCUCACCGAGUUGUGUAAAGGUCAGCUGGUGGACUUUAUAAAGCGGGUAGAGCAGAGGGCUCCUCUGUCAUGUGACACUGUGCUGAAAAUCCUCUACCAGACGUGCCGCGCUGUGCAGCACAUGCACAAACAGAAGCCUCCAAUCGUACACAGAGACCUCAAGAUUGAGAACCUCUUGAUUAGUAACCAGGGCACCAUCAAGCUGUGUGACUUUGGCAGCUCCACCACAGUGUCACAUUACCCCGACUACAGCUGGUCGGCACAGAAGAGGUCCAUGGUGGAGGAUGAGAUCACAAGGAACACCACACCAGCAUACAGAACGCCGGAGAUGAUCGAUCUCUACUCCAACUUCCCCAUCAAUGAGAAACAGGACAUCUGGGCCAUUGGGUGCAUCCUCUACCUGUUGUGUUUCAAGCAGCACCCAUUUGAGGAUGGGGCCAAGCUGCAGAUCGUCAAUGGCAAAUACUCCAUCCCUCAGAACGAUGUGAAGUACACUGUGUAUCACGACCUCAUACGUUCCAUGUUGAAGGUGAACCCAGAGGAGCGUCUGUCCAUUACAGAGUUGGUUAACCAGCUCCAAGAGAUAGCAGCAGCACGCAAUGUCAACCCCAAGUCUCCUAUUACAGAGCUGCUGGAGCAGAACGGAGGUUUUGGCAACAAUGGAGCCCAGCCACCCAUGCAGAUCCACAACGUCCACAAUAAUGCAGGAGUGUACGAUCCUGAUCAGGCAGGCAGUGGCCUCUUUGAUAUCUUGAGGGGUGGAACAGAGCGCUUCCUGACCAACAUAAAGGACACUUCCUCCAAGGUCAUCCAGUCAGUAGCCAGCAACCCAAGCUAUGCCAAAGGGGACCUGGAUAUUUCAUACAUCACCUCCAGAAUAGCAGUCAUGUCCUUCCCAGCAGAGGGGGUGGAGUCGGCGAUAAAGAACAACAUCGAGGACGUCCGUCUGUUCCUGGAUUCACGUCAUGCUGGUCACUAUGCUGUGUACAACCUCUCUAAACGGUCCUAUAGGCCUUCACGAUUCCACAACAGGGUAUCAGAAUGUAACUGGCAAGUGCGUCGUGCCCCCAACCUGCGCAGUCUCUAUAGUGUGUGCAAGAACAUGCAUCUAUGGCUGAAACAAGACCAGAGGAACAUCUGUAUAGUACACUGUCUGGACGGAAGGGCAGCAUCAGCAGUGGCAGUUUGCUCCUUCCUGUGUUUCUGUCGACUUUUCACUACAGCUGAGGCUGCUGUCUACAUGUUCUCAAUGAAACGCUGCCCACCUGGCAUUGCACCCUCACACAAGAGGUAUAUAGAGUAUAUGUGCGACAUGAUGGCAGAAGAGCCCAUCAUCCCCCACAGCAAGCCCAUAAUAAUUCGUUCCAUCAUCAUGACACCCGUGCCGCUGUUCAACAAGCAGAGAAAUGGGUGCCGGCCAUUCUGCGAGGUCUAUGUUGGAGACGAGAGGGUCCUCACCACAUCACAGGAGUAUGACAAGAUGAAGGAUUUUAAGAUGGAGGACGGGAGAGCGGAGAUCCCUCUCAAUGUGACAGUCCAAGGAGAUGUACUGGUGGUGAUCUAUCAUGCAAGAUCCACACUGGGUGGACGUCUGCAGGCCAAGAUGGCAUCAAUGAAGAUGUUUCAGAUCCAGUUCCAUACAGGCUUUGUCCCCAGAAAUGCGACCACUGUCAAAUUUGCCAAGUAUGACCUGGAUGCCUGUGACAUCCAGGAGAAGUACCCAGAUUUGUUCCAGGUCAACCUGGACAUUGAGGUGGAACCCAGGGACAGACCCAGCACCAAGACCCCUCCUUGGGAGGGCUUCCAAACCAAGGGCCUCAACCCCAAAAUCCUUUUCUCCUCUCGUGAUGAACAGCAGGAGAUCCUCAGCAAAUUUGGCAAGCCCGAGCUGCCUCGUCAGCCAGGUUCCUCAGCAUUUUAUGACUCUGAGUCACCCCAGCAGGCUCAGACUCCAGAAAGCUCCAAUCCACCAGAACCAGAAUCUCCUGUUAGCACUGAUAGUAACGCAAACAACUUCUUCCAAACACUGGAUUGGGAAGAUGUGCGUGGCUCUCAGGAUGCCUCUGACAGUCAAGGGAUGGGAUCAAUGAAUGACCAGGAGGACCUGAGUGAUCAAUCAGAAGGAGAGUCCUACUCUUAUUCUGCCCCCAGUGGGGAGCCACUGUCACGUGACCCCAGCGAACCGCUAUUUGAUGCUGACUUCCAGAGUUCCCCUCCUUCAGCCCAGGAAACUCCCACUGGUGACACAGCUGACCUCUUGGGGUUGAACUCUGACCCUCAACCGCCUCCCACGUCCUCAGCCUCCUCCUCUGUGCCUUAUCAAGGGGUCCAGGGAGGGAUGAAAGCUGCAUCCAGCAACAGUGACCUCCUUAAUGACCUGUUUGCUCCCCCUGGUGGUCAGGCAGGAGCAGUGCAGGAAGACUUGUUUUUCAGUGGGCCAACCAGUGCGGCUACACCAGACUCAAAACCCAUGGGCGACCUGUUUGAUCCGUUUGGGAUGGGGUCUGGCUCUGGUGUUGGCUCCAGUGUGGGUUCAUCUCGGCAGGCCUCUGGACCGGACCUGUUUGGAAACUUGUUGGGUUCUGAUAGUUCAGCCACCAGCGGGUUCAGUUCAGCUCACAGUAACGCCACUCCUGCUUCCAAUACGAGCCUCUUCGACCUCAAUAAGCUAGUGAAUGAUACCCCUAAGAUGACAUCAUCAGCCAGCCAACCAGACCUGCUGGGUGGGUGGGACAGCUGGGCAGCUGGCAACACUCCCAGCAUGAGCGCCACCACCAGCAAACCCAACUAUACCAACACAGCAUCUGGUGUGUCAUCUAUGUCGAAGGCCAAGUCUCAGACCUUUGAUCCUUUUGCUGACCUUGGAAACCUGGGAUCCAAUUUACCAGGUUCCUCGGGGCCUUCUUUUAGCACAAAGCCGCAUCCCUCCUCUGCUAAGCCUCAAGCCCAGCCCUGGCAGUCUGGAAGACCCACCUCUGCCCAGAACAAACCAUGGAUGUCUGGGUCCACACCCAAAGCAUCUUCAGCGUCUCAGCCUGCAGGCGCACAGCCCAACAAACCCAACUACAACCUCAACUUUUCUAGUGUCAUUGGUGGGAGAGAGGAUAGAGGAGUCCGUGGUCCUGGAUUCGGCCCAAAGCCGAAGGUGAAGGAGGAUGAUUUUGAGGACCUGCUGGAGACUCAAGGUUUUGGCUCUAGGCCUGAUAGGAAGGGACCAAGGACCAUCGCUGAAAUGAGGAGACAGGAGAUCACCAAAGAGAUCGAUCCACUAAAAUUACAGAUCUUGGACUGGAUUGAAGGGAAGGAGCGAAACAUCCGAGCUCUGCUGUCAACUCUGAAUACAGUGCUGUGGGAGGGUGAAACCCGUUGGAAGCCUGUGAGCAUGGCUGACCUGGUGACACCCGAUCAGGUGAAGAAGUACUACAGGAAGGCUGCGCUGAUUGUCCAUCCAGAUAAGGCAUCAGGAAAGCCUUAUGAACAAUACGCUAAGAUGAUCUUCAUGGAACUGAAUGAUGCCUGGUCAGAGUUCGAGAACCAGGGAUCCAAAGCACUCUUCUAAAACACUGGUCUGGAUCCCAGCUAGACCAGACCAGACCAGACUGGACUGGAUUUGGCCUAACCAAACACGGCUUCGACUGGGCCAGAUUGGACAGGACUGAGCCCACAUUGGGCCUUAGGGGGCGCAGAGCCUCUGAGAGGUGUCCUCUCUACCAUUCCCUUCACUCCCCUCGUCCGUCUUUACUUUCUUCUGUUUCUACAGCCGAGGAAAAAAGACAGUUUGCCUCGAGUCUGGCUGUACUGAAAAAGUUCCUUGCUGGUUCCUGAAGAGCCAGUUUGAUAAAUAGAUUGUGCUAGUUCUUAAACUCACUGCCUACCUGUACGACUGCCUGAGUGGUGCUGCAAACAACAGGAGGGAGGAAUGGGUGACAAUCACAUGGAGAAGAGAACACGGAAAAGAAAUCAGAUAAUACAAAGACUUUAAAGAAGACCAAGCUUAUUAUCAUGACAGUGGUGUCCAGACAAAAUGACCCGACACUCAUAAAAUUGUCAUAAACUUUGGCUGUGGCUAAUAAGCUUAAUCAAUUUUCAACAACAGCCAGUCAUUGAACUGACUGGUGAGACAAAAAAAAUGAACAUGGCUUUAAAUUGUUCAGCAUGCCAGUUAACAUGGACGUUAGCAGAACAUUUGAAUGUUUUUAAAACUUAGUUGCCUCAACAACAAAAAAAUCACCACGAUUGCUGAUGAAUCUCGUAACAUAUCAGCCACAGUGACCAAUGGAUAGAAAAGGAAUAAAAACCUCCUAUCCUGUCUCUAAUAGAAGCAGGAUUCAAACUUCCCUAGGGUUUUAAAACAAGAUAGAUCAGUUGAUAAUACCCAUUGAUACUUUGAAGUGCCACUGCUGCACAUUUUCGGGGUUAGCACUCAGUUUGCUCUUGAGCCAUUUCCUCUUCAGAAAGACAAAACUAUUGCCUGCUGAACACUACUAGUGCUGCUUUUACCAUCACAGCUACUGCUUCACACACACACUCCUCAGAUUGGUGUUAAGACCUGCAUCCUACACUUCCAACAAAAUGGAGCCCCGUAUAAAACCUAGAGCGGGCGGUCUGUUGUUGUUGUUGUUUUUUUGUUUUUUUUUGAAGUGCUCUUUUAAUUCCACCCACUCAGGCUGUACUGUGUAGCUUACUGCAUGCUCUCCCACACCAGGACCUCUAAAGAGCCAGAGGGAAGGUGUGUUGGAUUUCAAAAACCAGGGUAGUCCAAAAAUGGGCAGGGAGGGGUGGGCUCUGUAUUGAAGUGCUCUUUUUCUUGUAGCAGAAACAGAGAAGAGUCUACCUGCAUGAUGACGCUGAUAGGCAUACUACAUGCCUCUCCUCCAGCGCUCAACCAUCUCCAUCGUCAAUGUCAUUAAGCCCUCUCUUUGUCUCUGUAAGCCCCACCCUCUUCCAGCACCCCCAGUUCAGAGGACUUUUUUGUUUUUUUUUUUGUUUUUGUUUUUUAACUGUCGGUGCAUAGGAGGAGAUCAAAAAGUGAAGGAAUGAAAAGAGAAUAUGGUGAUUUAAUCUGGUUGCUCUUGGUUUUAUGCUUUUCGCGUAUUUUUUGGGUUUAUUCAGAGCAUUUUUCAUCACUUCAUUGUAAAUAUAGAAACAUUAUCACCCAUCAAGUGGCUUUGUUAAGAUUACAGCCUGGGCAGAUUGGUUUGUUAUUGAGCUUCAUGCCUGACUGCGUGUGAAUGUGUGUGUGUUUGUGUGUGUGUGUGUGUGUGUGUGUGUGUGUGUGUGUGUGUGUGUGUGUGUGUAAAAGAUAAUGAAAUCCUUUCAGACUUCAUGCUUUCUUAUCUGCAGUCACAAUCUUUUCUUUCUUAAUUUAAUUUCUUUCUGCAACCCUUUUUGAUGUUUGUCUUUUCAAAAAAUCUUUCCAACUUUAUUUUGGCUCUUUUUUCAUUUUACCUCAUGGACCAAUCAAAUCACCUGUUUUCUUAUUUAUUAUUAUGUUUGUUUGUUUUUUUCUGGGGAAGGGUUAUGGGUUGUAAUGACAUGUAUUCAUGCAUAUUAAUGGCACACAACAAAAAAAAAUUCAGAUAAUAUAUAAGUGGAAUGUGCUGAGUGCAAAUGGGACCGAUGUUGGUUAAACACAGUGAGCCUCUCUGUUGCCGUUUUCAUUCCAAAGCAUUAUUAAUACGAAUGUGCUUUUACAAAUAUAUAUCCUCUCUGUUGUUAAGCGGUAUGUGUUUAUCAUUUGUCUGUUCAGUCUGUCUUUUUCGUUGUUAAUUUUUUGUUUUCCUCUGAAGGCACAGCAGAGUUUGGUGCUUCUGCUCUGCAUUUUGACAUUUUGUUAAAAUUCGAAGACGAGGGGCCAGUAAACCUAAGUAAAGAAAAGAUGAAUAAAUAAACUGAUGCUUAAUAUUCAGUUGAAACUCUCGUUGACAGUAUGAUCAUAGUAUAAUGGAUUAAAAAAAAAAGACCACACAUCGACAGUGUUUACUGUACCAAAUUACAUCAUACUAAUAUGAAUGUAGAUUUCAGUGCAAAAACAGAUAAUUAAAAACAUUUUGAUCUGC
Molecule: messenger RNA, 7248 nt
Organism: Acanthopagrus latus (yellowfin seabream)
Lineage: Eukaryota; Metazoa; Chordata; Actinopteri; Spariformes; Sparidae
Gene: gak
Product: cyclin G associated kinase
Exons: 30
Coding region: 831-4748 (1305 amino acids)
Biological process (GO): regulation of clathrin-dependent endocytosis; protein phosphorylation; positive regulation of Notch signaling pathway
Cellular component (GO): cytoplasm
Molecular function (GO): ATP binding; protein serine/threonine kinase activity; AP-2 adaptor complex binding
Source: RefSeq, a predicted model, not a curated record